Colletotrichum gloeosporioides is the source of this 1212-nucleotide messenger RNA. RefSeq lists its product as uncharacterized. The record is from RefSeq and is a predicted model, not a curated record. The coding region runs from base 1 to 1212 and encodes 403 amino acids. The transcript has 3 exons. NCBI's taxonomy places the organism in Eukaryota, Fungi, Ascomycota, Sordariomycetes, Glomerellales, Glomerellaceae.
AUGGGUCAAUCGUCAACACCAAGCCCGGCCUUGGGAAACGCAUUUGACCUCGACACCGAUAUCGUAUUUGCCCACACGCAUGUUCGCAUCGCCUGUAUUCCACUCAUGUGUGACUCCAAAGCCGUUCGCCAGUGGCUUCUGAGCAUCCCCGAAGCCUCCAAAACACCCUGCGACGCCCAUCCACCGAUACCUUCCAGCAAGCGCAAGAGGCGCAACAGUCAAGCCCUCACCCCUCCAAACUCCGACCACAACGACAUCUCCUCACACCCAGAAGCCACCAGUUCGAGUGUCGAAGUCGACCGGCAAGAUAUCGGGACGACGAUGGCAGACCAGGACAAUCCCUUCACCCCAACAAAGCGCCCGCGUCUCGUGCCCACAGAGUCCAACCCCGACGAAACCCCACGUGCUCCCGUGCGACCAGACGACUCCGUCUCUUGCGAUGGCAAUAAGUCAGUAGCCUCGUCAUCCCGACCCAGUCGCUCGAAGUCCCCGACAAAACAGUACGGCGCGGCCGAGAUCAGCCAGAACCCAAUCAAAUUCUUUCCACUAGCUUCCAUCCAGACAAUUCAGAACAUCGACGCCAGGCCUGGCCUUCGGGAGUUGCGAGAUGUCCACGACGUCGUCACCAGGUUCGCAAAAGGCAGAGAAAUCAUCCCUACGAGCGAUGAGGAAACAUCUCGGCCCGACAUCAUGGAGGCCAUCGAUCUCAUGCGGAACAAGUUGGGCGGCACCACCAUCAACCACACGCCCCACUUCCAACUUCGCAACAAGCCCAUCUCGUUGAGUAUCGAGUCUAAGCAGCGAGAUGCUAGCCUUGAUGAUGCGCAUCUACAAAUUGGGACAUGGCAUGCUGCGCAGUGGUUAUAUCUCGAUCGCCUUGCGCAAAUCAAUGGGGCCAGCCUGCAAGGUCUGCCCUUCUUGCCGGGUCUUAUUAUUCAAGCAGAGGACUGGCAUUUCGUGGCCUCCACGCGUGAAGGAAAAAGCACAAUCGUGUGGACCAAGAAAACCGUAGGCUCUACAGCUGAACCCGAUGGAGCGUACCAGGUAAUCCGUGUUAUCCAGUACCUUGCCUGGUGGACGGAGACGGUGUACUGGCCAUGGUUUCUUUCUACGAUACUUCAAAUACCGGCGGAGGGUACUGAGGACAACAACGCAGCCUCUACUUCGAAUCAGCUUGCACCUGAAGGAGUUGAAGAGGGGUCGGUCCCCUGA